Molecule: messenger RNA, 1500 nt
Organism: Ogataea angusta
Lineage: Eukaryota; Fungi; Ascomycota; Pichiomycetes; Pichiales; Pichiaceae
Exons: 1
Coding region: 1-1500 (499 amino acids)
Molecular function (GO): oxidoreductase activity
Source: RefSeq, a predicted model, not a curated record
AUGACAAACAACAAGCACACAGCCAUCGUGAUAGGCGCCGGCAUCUCUGGCCUCAAAUCGUGCAUCGAGCUCAGCAAGAACGGAAUCGACACGCUGAUGCUCGAGGCCCGCGACAGGCUUGGAGGACGUCUCCACACGGUCACCACCGAGUCGGGCCUGAAAGUCGAUCUGGGCGCGUCCUGGUUCCACGACUGUCUGUAUAACCCGCUUCUGAAAAAGUCUUUGGAGAAAGGCAAUGUCGAGAUCUACUUCGACAACGGCAAGCUGAAUGUCCACGAUAAGGAUAUCGGAGUUGUCGACGACAACUACAAAGUCCGGCCUGUUGUCGACGAGAUGUCCGAUUAUUUGCAGUAUGUGUGUGCCCAGAUGGCCCAUUCAGACGACAUGAGCGUCAAGAACGCUGCCCUCAGAUACCUCAAGGACAAAAAGAACACCCUGACCGAGUGCCAGAUCAAGCUUGCUCCGCAGCUGCUCAGAUACUACGAGAUGUGGAUCGGGUCGUCGUGGAACAUGCUGAGCGCACGGCUCAUUGCCAGCGACAACCACCAGGGCCGCGACGCCAUGGUCACCAACGGCUACCGCACCGUGUACGACAACGAGCUCGAGGAGCUGUACGAGAUCAUGGGCCGCCGCGACUUGGUGGGGUCGCAGAUUUUGCGGCAGAAGGUGGUGUUCAAGAUCGAGUUCAACGACCGCACCAAGGAGAUCGCCGUCCACACGAGAGACUACAGCGGCAAAAUCGAGACGUUUUUCUGUGAAUAUUUGGUCUGCUCUGUGCCUCUGAGCGUGCUGCAGCUGCAAGACAAAAAAGAACAGGGCCAUAUCGAAUGGAGUCCGCCGUUGCCGCUCUCGCUCAGAAAUAAGCUCCAGGGAAUCACGUACUCGCAGCUCGGCAAGGUGUUCUUCGAGUUCGAUCACGUGUUCUGGCCGACCGACGCCGACAGAUUUUUCUGCAUCCCGGAGUUCGACCACGAGAUCACCAAGUUCAUCGAGGCCAACACGGACACCAAGUUCGAGAACCUCAAGCAGGACCCGGUCUUGGAAAACUCGCCUAAACCGUGGACACAGCCGAUCCUGUUCCUCAACGUGUACAGAGGCACCGGAAGACCGGUGCUGCUGGCGCUCACGUCGAGUCCGCUCACCAGGUACAUCGAGACACACGAAAUCGACGACUUCUGGCCUGUUUUCAGGCCGGCGCUCGCCAACAUUGCCAACCUGCCGGACUCGUGCAUUCCGCGGCCGACCAACGUGGUCACGUCCAACUGGUCGGUCGAUCCGUUCGCCAGGGGCUCGUAUCUGGGCUGCGCGGUCGGCGACCUGGUCGACGAGGCGAUCGACGCGUUCACCGAGGCCAAGGACGUUUUUGACGGAAAGGGCAGGGUCAGGUUUGUGGGCGAGGCAUUAAUCGAGGAAGGAAACGGGUGUGCGCACGGCGCGUGGAUGACGGCUAUCAGGGAAACGGAAAAAAUCAUCAAGGCAAUCAAUCGUGGAAAAUUGUAG